AUGCAUGGGUUUAUAGGCGAGACGCAUAAGAUUGAUUCCCAAGAACUAGUGCGCACCGUGUUGAAAAGCUUGCCUGCUGUGCUCUUGGGCACGUUGCUCAAUAUACUUGAUGGAGUUUCAUAUGGAAUGAUCAUUUUCCCUGCAUUUGGUGUCUUUGCUGGAUUAGGUGGGAUGGGAGUGUCGAUGUUUUUUGUCUCCACGGUAGUAGCACAACUCGUGUAUUGCUUUGGAGGGAGUAGCUUUGCGGGUGCUAAUGGCAGUAUGAUGAUUGAGGUUGUGCCCUUCUUUCACAUCCUUGCGUCCACUAUAGCACGUGAUAUCGGAGACGAGUAUCCGAAAGAGAUCAUUGCCACGACGAUUGCGGCAUUUACGCUUUCGUCCGUACUCACCGGUAGGUCGCAUCUAGGUCUAAUUGUCGCGUGUUCACUCACCCAUGUGAUUUGCGUAGGGCUGGCCUUUUUUCUCCUCGGCUAUCUGCGUUUGGGUGGGCUCAUCGGGUUCUUCCCGCGGCAUAUUCUUGUUGGAUGUAUUGGAGGGGUUGGCAUCUUCUUAAUACUUACAGGCCUCACAGUAAGUACGCGUCUCCCGUCCGAUGCACUCGAUCCGCCGACGCUGGAGACCCUCCGGUACUUCAUUCUCAAUCCACACGCCCUUUCGCAAUGGGUUCCUCCCCUUGUCCUGGCAGUGCUUCUGAGGCUCAUCACAAUGCGAUGGAAACAUCAACUUGUGUUCCCUAUCUAUUUCAUGAUUAUACCAGUUGUAUUUUAUGUGGUCGUUGCAGCUGCACGGCUUGAUCUUGAUGCACUGAGGAGGGAUGGCUGGCUUUUCGAUAUGGCUGAGGGAACUGAUGAACUCAGGGCUCAUUCCAUGUUGACGCGAGCAGAUCUUGGAUUGAUCCGAUUUACGCCCUUAUGGACGACACUGCCGAUACAAUUUGCACUGUUGUUUUUCAAUAUCUUGCACCCACCUUUGAACGUUCCUGCGCUAUCGGUGUCCCUUGAUGAAGACGUCGAUACUAACAAAGAGCUUUUGGGACAUGGAUAUUCAAAUUUACUUGCCGGGUUUCUAGGCACAGUACCAAACUAUCUUGUCUACGUGAACACCUUAUUGUUUUACCGCGUGGGCGGCGGGACACGUAUUGCUGGCUUCCUGCUUGCGGUCGCUACGUUUAUCCUACUAAUAAUAGGGACAGGCCCCAUCGCGUAUAUUCCCAUCAUGGUUGUCAGCGCCCUAAUCUUUGUGCUCGGCAUCGACCUCGUUAAGGAGGCAUUAUGGGAUACACGACACCGAGUCAGCAGGAUGGAGUACAUCACGAUAGUCAGCAUCAUGGUUACGAUGACGGCAUGGGACUUUGUCAUUGGUGUUUUGUUUGGCAUUGUCGUCAGCUGUUUCUUCUUCGUGAUACAGAACUCGCAGAGAAGGAGCAUACGUGCAUGUUAUGCUGGAGAGUCAGCAAUCUCCACAGUCAGGCGGCCUGCUGCACACAGGGCGUACAUUCGAGAAGUGUCGAAGCAGACAAGGGUGCUUCGCCUCCAAGGAUUCCUUUUCUUUGGCACUAUCGCCCAUGUUGAAGAGACUUUGAGAAACAUCGUCGAAGACGCUACCUGGAAACGAAAUCCCGUCCGCUUCGUCGUCGUCGACUUGUCCCUUGUGGUAGGGGUGGACAUGUCUGCCGCAGAAGCUUUCGUGCGUGUGCAGCGCUUGCUCGCUGCAAAGGGCGUGGUGUUGGUGUUUUGCGGUGUCACCGCCGAUAGCCCCUGCGGCAAAGCGCUGAGCUGUGUGGGAAUCCUCCAAGAGCCAUCUGUCGAGGUCUUUGAGACCUUGAAUGAUGCGAUGGAAUGGACUGAAAAUGCAUAUCUGCGAGCAUGGUUUAGAGCCCAGAAGUCAUGGACAACUCCAAUAACGCUUCCUGGCCGCAGAGAUACCAGCCUUUCCUUUGACGAUACUUUGGCGGGAUCUCCGAGGCAAAUGCAACUUCGUGAUGUUGGAGAGCGCACGAUCGCUGGUGCAGAAUUUCUCGACAAGGACGCAGAGAAUUCCUCUGAGCCAUACAACACCCUUCUCAAUGCGUUCUCGUCGUAUCACGACGUAGACCAGAAGACGUUCAAACAGAUCGCCCCGUACUUUGAGCGAUUCACAUUCCCAGACGGUUUUGUCCUAUGGGAGAAUAAUGAUACCCCCGAUGGCCUGUAUAUCAUCGAGUCAGGCAUCCUGCGGGCAUCAUACAAGUUUGCGGAGCAUAGCCCCGUCAUUGAAGAGUCAAUGGUGUCGGGUACUCUAGCAGGCGAGCUUUCUGCUUUGUCGGGCAUGCCGCGGAAUGCACGAGUGGUUGUAGAGCAGCAGGCUGUAUUGUGGAAGCUGUCUCUCGAAAACAUGCGUCGAUUGGAGACAGAAUGUCCUCAUCUUGCACAGAUUUUUGUGCAACUUGUACUCAAAGCUGCAAAAGUCGACACCGACAUCCUUCUUGCUGCCUUAGCAACAAGAUGA
Suillus plorans is the source of this 2487-nucleotide messenger RNA. Its product is annotated as sulfate transporter family-domain-containing protein. Gene Ontology annotation, cellular component: membrane. The transcript has 19 exons. NCBI's taxonomy places the organism in Eukaryota, Fungi, Basidiomycota, Agaricomycetes, Boletales, Suillaceae. Bases 1 to 2487 code for a protein of 828 amino acids. The record is from RefSeq and is a predicted model, not a curated record.